Molecule: messenger RNA, 1663 nt
Organism: Labeo rohita (rohu)
Lineage: Eukaryota; Metazoa; Chordata; Actinopteri; Cypriniformes; Cyprinidae
Product: protocadherin beta-16-like
Exons: 1
Biological process (GO): homophilic cell-cell adhesion
Cellular component (GO): plasma membrane
Molecular function (GO): calcium ion binding
Source: RefSeq, a predicted model, not a curated record
AUUAUUAUUAUUAUUCAACAGCUCUCAGCAAGCAGUAGAUAAGCAAUCAGCGUUCAGAAUGAAUAUGCUGCAUUCGUUUCGCUAUCCAAGGUCCUGAAUCAACAUCUGUUGCCUUCAUUUCUGCUUUCCUCACCACAAAUAUGUGCAGUAACAUUAAAUACUAUUUAUUAUAUGCUGAAGUCCUAUAGUGUAUACUAUUUUAUAGUAUUUUAUUGUAUUAUUAAAUUCGCAUCGUUUAUGUAUGGUAAUACGUCGUUUUGCCUGUUUGAUUAUGUACAGGACUUUUUAAAUCACAUUCUCAAACCAAAGUCGAAAUUGUUGAACAGAUUUCGUUACACUUUAAUAUUUUGGCUAAUUUAGAUAUUUUCGUGAUUUUACACAAGUAGAAAUUAAGGUUGUAAUUUUGUUUUUGUUUUUUGUGUUUUCUCGCUGCAUAUAUAUUUCUAGAGUAUGUGCAUUUUGUAUAUGAUUUAGAUAUAUUUUUGCAGUAACUCAGAAUGGUCUCAGAGUGCCGCUGUUUGUUAGGGGGAUGCGACUGAGAGUGCAUAAUUCCAGCAAUACCGCCCUCUCCAACUGCACUUAAGAAGGAGGAGACUGAGGCGUCUGCAUAAUGCACAUGCAGGGGGAAAACACAGAGGACAUCGACGCUGUGAUGAUUAGUCAGCUAUGAAUCCAUGUUUAGAUGCUGUACUAGAAAUUCUCCAUUAGCCAAUUUUAUUUGGAACCUGGACACGUUGAGACUUUGAAUUGGAUACACCUUGACUUCGUUUACUCGAUCUUGAGCAAAAUGUCGGACAGAACAAUGGCGCGGCAAGUACUGCUGUUUAUUUGGUUUCUCUCUCUCAGUUCAGCUCUCGGGCAGGUCAGUUACUCCAUUCCUGAGGAAAUGGCGAAAGGCUCUUUAGUCGGGAACAUAGCGCAGGAUUUGGGUUUAGAUUUAAAGAGACUGAAAUCGGGCAAAGCGCGUAUUUAUACAGGAGACAGCGCUGAAUACAUCGAGCUGAAUAAAGAAAGAGGAGUCCUCCUUAUCAAAGACAGAAUAGAUCGAGAGGCGCUAUGCGGACAAACAACGCCUUGCGCUCUACAUUUACAGAUUAUUCUCGAUAAUCCUAUGGAGUUGUUUAGGGUAACUGCUGAAAUUACAGACGUAAAUGACAAUUCUCCUAUAUUUAAAAGAGAUGAGAGACGAUUUGAGAUAAGCGAAUCAGCAGUUGUAGGUUCAAAAUUCAUGCUGGAGAAAGCAAUAGAUGCAGACAUUGGCGCAAAUGACCUACAAAGCUAUUUUCUGCAACCUACUGAUCAUUUUAAUUUAAAACUUCAUGGUCAGAGCGAUGGGAGUAAAAAGGUUGAAAUGAUUCUACAAAAGCCUUUAGACCGAGAAAAACAGGAAAACAUGUCUCUGAUAUUAACCGCAAUAGAUGGUGGAGAACCACCUAAAUCAGGAACAGUUCAAAUUCAUAUUACAGUGCUUGAUGCAAACGACAACGCUCCCGUUUUUACUAAGCCUAUAUAUAGGGCGAUCAUUACAGAAAAUUCCCAGAGCGGCACGCCACUCAUCACUGUUAGCGCUUCUGAUUCAGAUAAAGGGGCAAAUGGAGAAGUCAGUUAUUUAAUUGCAAACAGUGAUGGUAAGUCUGACAUUUUUCAUAUUGAUGAAAAUGGA